This is a messenger RNA of Phalacrocorax carbo (great cormorant), 1063 nucleotides long. The record is from RefSeq and is a predicted model, not a curated record. NCBI's taxonomy places the organism in Eukaryota, Metazoa, Chordata, Aves, Suliformes, Phalacrocoracidae.
GCGGCAGCGCCGCCUCGCGGGGGGCAGGGGCAGAGGCCGGCGUGGGGCGGGAGGCGGCGCCGGGCGCCAUGGCGGGCCCGGGGCUGGUGGCUGGCGACGUGGUGGUGGACGCGCUGCCCUACUUCGACCAGGGCUACGAGGCGCCGGGCGUCCGGGAGGCGGCCGCCGCGCUGGUGGAGGAGGAGACGCGGCGCUACCGGCCGACGAAGAACUACCUCAGUUACCUGCCGGCGCACGACUACAGCGCCUUCGAGACCGAGAUCAUGCGGAACGAGUUCGAGCGCCUGGCGGCGCGGCAGCCCCUGGAGCUGCUCAGCAUGAAGAGGUACGAGCUGCCGGCGCCGUCCUCCGGGCAGAAGAACGAUAUCACGGCGUGGCAGGAGUGCGUGAACAACUCCAUGGCGCAGCUGGAGCACCAGGCGGUCCGCAUCGAGAACCUGGAGCUGAUGUCGCAGCACGGCUGUAACGCCUGGAAGGUGUACAACGAACAUCUGGUCCAUAUGAUAGAACAAGCCCAGAAAGAGCUUCAGAAGUUGAGGAAAAACAUUCAAGAUCUGAACUGGCAACGAAAGAACAUGCAGCUCACAGCUGGGGCUAAGCUACGAGAAAUGGAAUCUACAUGGGUGUCUCUUGUCAGCAAAAAUUAUGAGAUUGAACGAACUAUUGUGCAGCUGGAAAAUGAAAUUUCACAAAUCAAACAGCAGCAUGGGGAAGCGAACAAGGAGAAUAUCCAGCAAGACUUCCAGUGACUUAAUCCGUACUGUCUUACUGCAGCAUACGUUAAAACACCAAAACCACCACCCUUGGAGGUGCUCUGUGUUUGUAGACGCCUCUAGCUGCAGUUGUGUAAGGUGAUGAGGUAUUUCAAUUGUUUCUUUUUCCUUGUUUUAAAUUCUAGGAGGAGGCAGGGUAGGCUCAAAAUGUCCUGCUCAAGUGUAUUAUGGGCACAAUUAAGCAGACGGUGAAUUUUUUUGAUUUUUAUAUACUUGAAGUAAAAGACCUUAAAACCUGUUCCAUGUGUUUGCAUUUCCCCCAUGCCCUUAAUAAAUGUCGUUCUGCUCUC